UCUCUCUCUCUCUCUCCUCAUGUACUUCAGUGGUUUGCAGAGGCUCAGCAGAAAGAGCUCUUCAUCAGAGCCGGACAAACCGACAGGAGGAACUCUGUUAUGUGUACAUUAUCAUCACUUCGACUUGUGGGGUUUGUCCUCAGCCUGACAGGUGUACAUGCCUCCUGUCCUAUUGAGAUGAACCCCAAAAGUGUUGCGGUAAAAUAUGGUACCUCUGUCUCAGUCAACUGCAGCACAUCAUCCAGGCACGAUGGAAUGGGCUGGGAAGCUCAGGAAGGAGGCACAGGUUUGAUGAUGGUCAACCAUUUGACAUGGACUGUGGGGAGCCUAAAAACAUGGACAGUUUCUCCAAAAUGCUAUAUUAAUGUUUUAAAUCCGAAUGAGCAGUGCUACAAGGAUCUAAAAGUAGUUCUUUACACAUUUCCAGAAACAAUCAGCAUCGUUGGUGUUGGUCCCAUGGAAGAAGGAAUCAAGUAUGAGUUCACAUGUGACAUCCGUGAAGUAGCACCACUUCACAAUCUCUCUGUGUGGUGGUACACACCAGUGGAAAUAAUUACACACAAUUUUCACAAUGCCAUAAAGACACCAGUCCAUGUGUCAGAUAAGCUCACCAUGACAGCUUCGAGAAAUGUCACUGGAGGAAAACUGAGAUGUGAGGCUCUUUUGGAUCUGGCACCAGACGGGCCACAACUUAAAGUAUCAUCACAGGAAUAUAAUCUUACAGUUCACUAUGGACCAGAAAUAGGAUGCAGUUUGGUUGAGAUGGCGGAAGGGGAAACGCUGGAGAGUGCGUGUCCUGUCUUAGGAAAUCCAACCCCUGUUGUUACAUGGAUGAAAAACGGACGACCUAUUGACCCAACCAUUCCCAUGGAUAGGAAAGAUGUUGGCUUGUACGUUGUUGAAGCUAAAGGCCAUGUCUCUAAGAAGAAGAACGUCUCUGUACAUGUUUUCUAUGGUCCAGAAGUGUCCUGUCCGGUUAAUUACACUAUAGUGGAGUAUUCUGCUAACAACUUCAGAUGCUUCAUUCAGGGUCACCCCAAACCCAUUGUAAUCAUAUACAAGGACGACGAUGAGGUGUACCUUCCGAAGACACUCACGAGAAAUGACGCUGGUCAAUAUUUGAUUGCAGUUUCAAACGCGCACUCAAGUGUCAAUUUUACAUUUGAGAUCAACGUUGAAUACCCCCCUUCAAAGAUAGCUGAGCUUGAAGACUCUGAAGUGGAAGCUGGUUCUGCAGUGUGGUUGAAGUGUUCCUCCACAGGCAACCCCCGACCAAAUUAUUCCUGGGAAUAUUACAAAACUGCUAACGUGAUAGAGAAAAAUGAAGACGGAGUGUCCCUUCUGCAAAUCUACAAUGCUACCGCAGCCAACAUAGGGUUUUAUACGUGCUAUGCUGAGAACAACAGAGGACGAACAUCUGAAACAGUCAGAGUCACUGUACAAGGUAAGGCUACUUACUAUCAACUGAUACCACAAUACUGUCAUCGUCUAGCUGAUAAAAUUAAAGUUUCUCGGUUGGCUCGUCCGAUGCAGCUGAAAGUAGGAAAAAAAAGGGGCAGCAGCUGCUGGAAGAACCUCCGAGACUUUAUUCCAAUGGAGGAUUUAAAGAGUCGUCGCCUCCUGCCGCUGUUUUUCACUUUGCAGCUGCUGUCGCUUUCUAACGGCUCAAACUCGAGUGUAAAGGAAGAAUGUCCACUUGAAAUAAUUCCAGAUGGGGUGGUGGUUCCAUAUGAAGGUAGAAAUGUAACAUGCAAGCCAACAUCCAGUGAACAUGGAAAUGUCAAAAACCUCCACUGGGAAGCUUCAGAUGGCACCAGGAUCAACAGCAGCACGUUCUUGGUUGAACCCAGCAGAGAUUGGGAUAUAAAGCCUGUCUGUAUUGCUGUAUUUGAGGGAAUAGGAACAUGUUACAAAGCAUUAAGCUUCACCCCAUACAAAAUGCCAGACAGUGUCUCCAUCCGUCCUGUGCACAGUUCAACUUCAGUGCUGGAGGACAAAGAGUACCAGAUAGAAUGUGAAAUUAUCAACAUUGCUCCUGUUCAAAACCUUAGUGUAUGGUGGUACCGAGGCAAUGAAGCUAUUGAACCAGCAGUCAGAGGCCCUCUGAGACUAACUGGCUGCCUGUAUGAGAACAACACACACUGUGACAUGAGUGUGAUUAGCACGCCAGUGAACGUGUCAUCCACCAUCAGUAUCACUCUGGGCAGAAAACACAGUGUUGCAGAAUUCAGAUGUGAGGCUUGUUUGGACCUGGGAGUUCCUCUAAACAUGACGUCAAGUCCUCUCAACGUCACUGUUUAUUAUAAACCCACCAUUAAUACCACAAAACUUCCAAAGACAGUCCCAGUUUUCAGAGGAUAUCCUGAAGAGCUUGUUUGUGAAGCUGAUGGUUACCCACCACCAAAGAUCCAGUGGUUCUUUGGUUCAGAUAAAGGUGCCUAUGUGAAUGGAGACAUACUCAUCGUAACCCAGGCGGGACAUUACAACUGCUGUGCCACUAAUGACAUAGAUUCCAUCUCUCAUGAGGUCGAGGUGAUUUUAAAAGAGGACUACCUGCCUCUUAUUGCUGGACUUGUGGCUCUCACAGUGGUGGUCAUCUCCAUCAUCUUUGUUUUUAUUUACAGUAUCUACUACAAGAACACUAAGAUGCGCCGUUACAGUGUGAAAAACCCCAAACUCAAGAACCAGAAUGGCAACGUAGCUCACAAUAGCUGGGACAUGCAAUUUCCCAUGACCAAACUGUCUUACGUCGUUGUGUGUACAGGUGAUCAUUUAAGUGCCUCAUGUCCUGUUGAACUGAUCCCCCCAAGUGUUGUGGUGGAAUAUGGAGAUGCCAUCUCAAUAAACUGCAGCUCACUCGCUACCGUGAUGGAUGGAAUGGGCUGGGAGUCACCCUUCGGUGGCACAGGACUGCUAGAACAAACAUCUGUUUCCUGGUAUGUCAUGUCUCUGCAGACCUGGAAAAUUGAACCAAAGUGCUUCAUCAAUCUCCCUGAUGAUCAGUGUUUCAAAGUUGCGCCAAUCACCAUUUACAAAAUGCCGGAGGAUGUUUCAGUCACAGUGUUACAUGAUGGUCCACUGAUGGAGAACAAAAUGUACGUUGUGUUGUGCACUGUCACUGAUGUCGCUCCAUUAAGGAACCUUUCUUUGACUAUGCACACAGGGAAAGAGGUCAUGGGACUAAUGGUAAAUGACACAGGGUUGCCAACACCGCAAAACCUUACAAUACCCAUCCAAAAGCACUUUUCAAGACAUCAUAAUGGAACUCAUAUCACUUGUCAAGCAAAGCUGAACCUUGCUCCACCAGGAGCAGAUCCGCUCAUAAUGACGUCAACGCCAUAUGAAUUGAUUGUACACUAUCCACCAACCUUCAUCAAACCUAAAACGGAGAUGGUGCCUCUUCCAAAUAGAGGGGAAAUAACUUUAAAUUGCAUGGCUACAGGAAACCCUGUCCCAGUCUACAGUUGGCAGGUGCCACAUUAUGCAGACGAGAAUCCAGGGAAUCAGCCCACCCUGACGGGUUCAGUGCUGCUCCCAGGGACCUAUAACUGCACAGCAACCAACCUGCUCGGCAGCACAACUAAACAUUUCAUCAUCGCUGAAGAACCAAGGAAUCGAACAACAUUGGCAGUCCUGGUUGGCGUGCUGGCAUCCCUCGGAGUGCUGUUCUUCAUCUUCGGUGUCAUUUUUGUGACACGUGAUGGCAUGUUUUCUUUCAGCAAAGGCCCCUGUACCAAAGGACAACCCGCCCCAUCAGGAGAAUACUGGAGCUGGAUACUGGACCAGCUCCAGGAAGAGUCCUGUUCACUGCAGAGUCGCCAAGCCUGGACAAGUUGGGUUUUUUUCCCCCCAUCGCUCACCCGGCAUCUCGCUUGCAAAAGUAACAUGGGAAACAACUUUCGGGAAUGGGCUCUGGUUCUUUGCAUGAUUUAUUCAGUGUCAGGUGAUGGUUGCUGCCUCCUCAUCAAGCCCUCCAGGGUUGUGGUGGGGUUUGGUGAGCCCGUCUCGGUCACCUGUGAAGCCGCUCGGCCAGUACGGGUCCUAGGGUGGGACUCAUCCAUCGGCGCCUCACACACACAGCAGGACCUGUCCGUCCAGUGGAAGGUGGACAGCCUCAUCGACUGGAUAGAGGAACCCAUCUGCUACGGGGUUUUCUUCACUGCUCCACGCCAGUGCGAGGAGAAACUCAACCUCGUCCUCUACAAAACUCCAGAUAGCAUCUCCAUUAGAUCUGCGAACCACACUGGCCCCAUGGUGGAAGGAAAAGCGUACCAGCUGCUCUGUGAGGUUCAGAACAUUGCUCCUGUCCAGUACCUCACCCUGAGGUGGUACAGAGGACACACUGAGGUCUACAACCAUUCCUUCUCAGACCUCACGCCAUCUUCACCUGUGCAAGUCUCGUCCAUCUUGUUGGUCACGCCAACAAGAGCCGACAACGGGGCACAGUACAGGUGCGUCGCAGAGCUCGAACUGGGACCAGAAGGACCACAACCUCCUCCUGCAGUCACCUCUGAGCUUCUUCAUGUCUCCGUGUACUAUCCACCAACAUUCCUUAAUCCUGAACCAGAACUUGUGGACCAUAUAAUGGGUGCUGAAAUCACCUUAAACUGCACGGCCUCUGGGAAUCCCACACCUGUGUACAGCUGGCAAUCCCCCCAUCCCACACAGGAGAAGGUGGUGGAUGAAGCUGUCCUUACCUCCUCAUCUCUGCUCCCUGGAACAUACACCUGCACAGCCUCCAAUGCCCUGGAGAAGAAGAGCAAGCAGUUCAUUGUUAAGGCCAAGACCAAAGGUGUUUAAAACCGAAGAUCUCAUGAUACACUCAGAUGAAAGUGGUGACAUACAUGGACACAUCCACUAAGCUGAUUUUUACUCUUGCUGCUUUGGAGAAGGAAUCGUGUUUCACAAUCAUGACCUGGAUACAGUUACAGUGCAUCCAGGAAGUAGUCAUAGCACUGCACAUAUCCCACAUUUAUUUACAGCCUUAUUCCAAA
This is a messenger RNA of Thalassophryne amazonica, 4994 nucleotides long. RefSeq names its product intercellular adhesion molecule 3 (gene icam3). The transcript has 23 exons. Gene Ontology annotation, molecular function: integrin binding. Gene Ontology annotation, biological process: cell adhesion. Lineage: Eukaryota; Metazoa; Chordata; Actinopteri; Batrachoidiformes; Batrachoididae. The coding region runs from base 100 to 4800 and encodes 1566 amino acids. The record is from RefSeq and is a predicted model, not a curated record.